Molecule: messenger RNA, 2735 nt
Organism: Panthera uncia (snow leopard)
Lineage: Eukaryota; Metazoa; Chordata; Mammalia; Carnivora; Felidae
Gene: ORC4
Product: origin recognition complex subunit 4
Exons: 15
Coding region: 1304-2614 (436 amino acids)
Biological process (GO): DNA replication initiation; DNA replication
Cellular component (GO): nucleus; nuclear origin of replication recognition complex
Molecular function (GO): ATP hydrolysis activity; DNA replication origin binding; ATP binding
Source: RefSeq, a predicted model, not a curated record
UCUGAUUUCUGUUGUUUUAAAUUUGAAUAUUUUAUGGCUUAGAAUGUGAUUGGUGAAUGUGCCAUGUGAGCUUCAGAAGAAUGUGUUUUCUGCUCUUGUUGAAUGCAGUAUUCUAUAAUUAUCAGAUCCAUUUGACUCAUGGUACUGUCCAGUUCAGGUAGGUCUUCUCUGAUUUUCUAUCAAUUACUGAUAGGGGGAUAUUGAUGUCUCCAAGUAUAAGAGUGAUUCAUCAAUUUUUUCUUGCAUUUGUAUCAUUUUUUGCUUCAUGAAUUUUGACUUUCUGUUGAACAUGCACACAUUAAGUAGUAUUCUCUUAUUGGAGAAUUAACUACUUUAUCAUUAUGUAAUACUCUUUCUUUCUGAUAUGCCUGCCUGCUUUGAAAUUUGCACUAUCCAAAAUUAGUAUAGCUACUUCAGCUUUUUGAUUAGUGUAUAUCUUUAUCUGUCUUUGUACUUUAAUCUAUGUCAUUAGAUUUAAAGUAGGUUUCUUGCAGACAACAUAUAGUUGAGUCUUGUUUUUCUGCUCACUCUGAUAGUCUUUUUUUUUACUUGGUGUAUUUACUUUGACCGCUGUUUAAAGUACUCACUGACAUAGCAGGAUUAAUAUCUACCAAAUUUAUUGCUGUUUUCCCUUUGUUGCUCUUGUUCUUUCUUUUUUUUGUCCUUCACUCUUUCUUCUGCCUUCUGUGGUUAUAACCAUGCAUUUUACAUUAUUUCAGAGUUUUUUGCUCUUUCUCAGGCUAUAAAUUAUACUUUUGUUCUCAGUGGUUAUUUUAGAGUUUGCAGUAUACAUGUAUAAGCAAUCCAAACCCAUUUUCAAAAAACACUAUACCUUUUAAUGGUUAGCAAAAGUAUCAUGCAAUAGAGUAUUCCUAAUUCCUUACUCCGAUCCUUUAUAAAGGAUAGUUUAUGCUAUACUGUUAAGCAUAUCAAAGCAUUCUUUACUUCUGUUUUAGGGGUUUUGAUUUUUGCUGUUUCCUCUUGAUUCAUUCUUAGAAAUUCCAUCUCUGCUUACAAUGCUUGUUUGUAAUUGCAUGAUACCUGCUUUUUCCAUUAGAGCCCUUAACAUGUUAGUUGUAGUUGUUUUAUACUGCCAGUCUGCUAAUUCCAAAAUCUUAGUCACAUCUGAGCCUCAUUUUGUCUUUUCAGGCUAUGUCUUUUUUCCUUUUAGUGUGCCUUGUAACAUUUUGUUGAAAGCCAGAAAUGAUGUACUGUGUAUAAAGAACUGAGGGCUCCUAGAUUGCUGUUGUGACAUGACACGACUAGCUAACACAGAUCAAGUGGAGGAUUUCAGUUUGUUGAAAUGAGCAGUCGUAAAUCAAAGAGUAACAACUUAAUACAUGCAGAGCUCCUUUCACAGGUACAAAGAGUUUUACGGGAAAGAUUUUGUCAUCAAAGCCCACAUAGUAACUUAUUUGGAGUACAAGUACAAUACAAACACUUAAUUGAGCUGCUAAAAAGAACUGCUAUCCAUGGAGAAAGUAACUCUGUUCUCAUUAUUGGGCCCCGAGGAUCAGGAAAGACCACGUUAAUAAACCAUGCUUUGAAAGAACUAAUGGAAAUAGAAGAAGUGAGUGAGAAUGUAUUACAAGUUCACCUAAAUGGACUGCUGCAGAUCAAUGAUAAAAUUGCCCUAAAGGAAAUCACAAGACAGUUAAAUCUGGAAAAUGUAGUUGGAGAUAAAGUUUUUGGAAGCUUUGCUGAAAACCUUUCAUUUCUUCUGGAAGCUUUGAAAAAAGGUGACAGGUCUAGUAGUUGCCCAGUGAUCUUCAUAUUAGAUGAAUUUGAUCUUUUUGCUCAUCAUAAAAACCAGACACUCCUUUAUAAUCUUUUUGACAUUUCUCAGUCUGCACAGACUCCACUAGCAGUUAUUGGUCUUACAUGUAGAUUGGAUAUUUUGGAACUCUUAGAAAAAAGAGUGAAGUCACGAUUUUCUCACCGGCAGAUACAUUUAAUGAAUUCAUUUGGUUUUCCACAAUAUCUUAAAAUAUUUAAAGAACAAUUAUCUCUACCUGCAGAAUUUCCAGACAAGCUCUUCACUGAGAAGUGGAAUGAGAGCAUUCAGUGUCUCACAGAAGAUAGAAGUGUGCGAGAAGUACUACAAAAGCAUUUCAAUGUCAGCAAAAACCUGCGGUCAUUACACAUGUUAUUGAUGCUUGCUUUAAAUCGUGUAACAACAUCACACCCGUUUAUGACUGCAGCAGAUAUGAUGGAGGCCCACCAGUUCUGUAGCAUGGACUCUAAAGCAAAUAUCGUACAUGGUCUGUCAGUCUUGGAAAUAUGUCUUAUAAUAGCAAUGAAACAUUUAAAUGACAUCUAUGAAGAGGAGCCCUUUAAUUUUCAAAUGGUCUAUAAUGAGUUUCAGAAGUUUGUUCAAAGGAAGGCCCAUUCUGUUUAUAAUUUUGAGAAACCUGUUGUCAUGAAGGCUUUUGAACACUUACAACAAUUAGAAUUAAUAAGGCCCAUGGAAAGAACUUCAGUAAAUACACAGAGAGAGUACCAGCUGAUGAAACUACUUUUGGAUAAUACUCAAAUUAUGAAUGCUUUGCAGAAAUACCCCAACUGUCCUACAGAUGUUAGGCAGUGGGCAACAUCCUCACUAAGCUGGUUAUGAACAUAACCAGUGGCUUCACUUAUGGAGUUUCAGGCAUACUUCUCUAAGGAACUAAAAGCUAUUGUCCUUUAACAAGAUAUGUUAUUACAUUUUUUUAUAUUUAUAAAACUGUAUUUUUGUA